AUGGCUUACAGAAAUGCUGCAGUCAAAGAGAAAGCUGUCAUUCGAAAUUACGAUGGCAUGAAUAUUGGUUAUACAGAAGAAAUACGAUUCAUAGACGGCAGUUGGGAUGAAAGAACUUGUUUAGGUGUAAUGAAAUUUAAUGAUCCAGAGGGUGCAAGACAUUGGCUACAAAGCGAUCAUCCAUUUCGACAACCUGAUUUUCUUGAUCAAGUUGAUAUUUUAAUUGUUCCGCUUCAAAAGAGUGACAUGUCUCAUAAAGGUUAUCCAAUUAUUGAACUAAUGAAUUUACGUAUAAAGAUGAAGGAAGUCUUUGAAAGUAAAUAUUUAAGUGAAAUGAAAUGCUUGAUAAAAGAAUGUGGUGGUUGCCCGUUAAUUGUUCAACACGAUGAUGUAUGGAAAUGGAGAGGUAGCAAAAAUCCCGGAAGUAUUAUUAUCAACCAAUGGCCUGAUUGGGAAUCGUAUCAUAAAUUCUCAACAAAAGAUGAAACAAAGAAACUUGAAGAAUUAAGAAAAACAAUCAGUUCAGGAUAUAAAAUUGUUGCUGAAUUGAUCAUUGAUAUGUGA
Messenger RNA from Trichobilharzia szidati, 564 nucleotides. The record is from the annotation of a GenBank genome assembly. Lineage: Eukaryota; Metazoa; Platyhelminthes; Trematoda; Strigeidida; Schistosomatidae.